CCGCCGCCAUGUUCCGGAGCCUGCUGGUGGCGGCGGCGCAGCGGCCGCAGGGCCCGGCCGGUCCCCCCCGCGCCGACCCCGGGCCGGGGGCCGCGGCCGAGGCGCUGGAGGCGCAGUUCAGCUGCCCUAUCUGCCUCGAGGUUUUCCACCGCGCCGUCGGCAUCGCAGGCUGCGGGCACACGUUUUGUGGGGAAUGCCUGCAGCCCUGCCUGCAGGUGCCCUCCCCGCUGUGCCCGCUGUGCCGCAUGCCCUUCGACCCCAAAAAGGUGGAGAAGGCUUCCAGCGUGGAGAAGCAGCUCUCGUCCUACAAGGCUCCCUGCAGAGGCUGCAGCAAGAAGGUGACCCUGGCCAAAAUGCGCUCUCACGUCUCGUCCUGCGCCAAGGUGCAGGAGCAGAUGGCCAACUGCCCCAAGUUUGUUCCAGUUGUCCCCACAUCCCAGCCUAUUCCCAGCAACAUUCCCAAUCGCUCCACGUUCGUGUGUCCGUACUGCGGGGCCCGGAACCUGGACCAGCAGGAGCUGGUCAAGCACUGCAUGGAAAACCACAGGAAUGACCCCAACAAAGUGGUGUGCCCGGUGUGCUCGGCCAUGCCCUGGGGGGAUCCCAGCUACAAGAGUGCAAACUUCCUGCAGCACCUGCUCCACAGGCACAAGUUCUCCUAUGACACCUUUGUGGAUUACAACAUCGACGAGGAGGCAGCGUUGCAGGCAGCCCUGGCUCUGUCCCUUUCUGAGAACUGAGGCUGAUCCUUCUGCCUCCCCCGGCUCCUUCUGCACAUUCCGGGAGCCCUUUGGAGCUGCCUCUGUUCCUGCUCUGUUCCUCUCCAGACAAAUCCCACCUUGUUUAAAAAGGUGGAGCCUCUUCAGCUGUCACAGUGAGUGAGCAGAGACCUCUGGAGAGAGGAGCUGGCGCCGCUGGGCUGGGAUCAAUCCUUGGAUGGGCAUUUCAUAUCCGUGCUGGGAGCAUAUCCCCGUGUCCAGAUCUAUUUAUUAUUAGAUGCUUUUUGGCACACUCCUCCCUGCUCUCUGUUGCAACAGAAUAGGUGUCUGAAACUGAUAGAUUGGAUGCCAAACACCCUAAUUUGGGACUGGAGUCAGCCACAUCCUUUUAAAAAGGAGGAAGGCAGCACGGAGCAUCUUUUUUUAAACUCUCCAAGGAUUUUUCUAGAGAUGUCAGGCUGUCCUGACGCCCCUGUGCUGGAGGCUGGAGCUGCCUCCUUCACCUGAAUCCCAGGAUGAGACUGAAGAGUGGUUCAGAGGAGCCCUCGAGGAUGGCAUCCAGCAUCCAGGGAAACCCUCCCUUCCUCGUUUUGUACCGGCUCUUGGAAUACCAAAUCCUUGUGUUUUUCUACACGAAGCAGCGCGAAGCCUUUUCCACGUUUUGUAGAGCGGGGUCAGAAGCUGUUCCCCUUCACACUGCAAUAUCUGCCACCUGGGACAAUAGUAUUUUUAUGGAACAUUAUUAAGAAAGUUUAUUUUUUACACAACCCAAGCAAAUGAACAAGUGGAUUGGGAAUGGGGCAGGAGGCAGGAGCUGGAUCCCAGAGCGGCGGGUCGGACUCUGAGGUGGGGGGAAGUGCAGGGAUAUUUCUGGGCCAUUGUGGGAUAUUUCUGGGCCUUUGCUGGAUGUUUCUGGGCCUUUCCCUUCCCUCACCAGAGCUGUCUGCCUGUGAGGGAGCAGGCAGGAUCGUUGUGCCAUGCUGGCACUCGGCAGGAGCAGCUGGAUUGGAUCCAGGUGCUUGUUGCCCGUGGAAUGUCUGUCCGUGCAGGAUGCCAGCCCCGAGCUCCUUAUCCCCUCAGAAAUAAGGGAUUGUGUCUCCCUGUUGUAAUCCCUCCCUGGGAAUGGGGCAGUGUUGAUCCAAGGUGCUCCACAGCAUCCUGGUGACCCGUUCCCCCUGCCCCUUCCCCUCAGCCCUGCCUGCUGCUGGUGGAGUUGGCUCUGGAGGGCUGGGAGAGGUUGGGAGGGAGAUGAGCCUGAGGCUCCCAGUGCUGGAACUAAUUCCCGAGAGCCUUCCUGCAGGAUUUUCAGGGAACAGGGGUGGGAGAGCCCCCUCUGCGUCUCCCUGCCCGGAGAAUUCCAGAGCUUUAUCCAAAACCUGGCUCCAGCUCUGCUCUAGCAAUAUUGGCUUGGGUUUUAUUUUGAUUUUCAUAGUACUGGUUGAUUUUGGGAUCUGCAGCCCUGCGAGGAGCGUGCAGGGAACCCUCAGCUCCCCAGGCAGGGCAGGGAAAGGGCUGGAGCUGCCCUGCUCCCCUUUCUGGAGCCAGGCCAGCGAGGAGGGAUGUGAUCUUAACUGUUGGAGGAUGUUCCUGGUGGGAUGGAGAGCACUGCCAUCUUCCAGGAGGGACCCAGGAGCUGUCCUGUGCUCAGCUGGGACCCUCAGCUGCUGCUCCAUGAGAGCUCCCGGCUGCUGGGCCAGCACUGUUGACCUCGGGCUCCUUCCCUCUCUCCUCCUCCUUCUUGCCCCACAGAGACAGAGCAGGGGCAGCAAGAGCUGCUUUUGUAAAGCACUUUAAGGCCCCAGGUGUGAGGGGCCGCACCAGGCCAUGCCAGGGAUCCCUCUGUGCUGUGCCAGGGAUCUGUGUGUGUGCUGUGCCAGGGAUCUGUGUGUGCUGUGCCAGGGAUCUC
Molecule: messenger RNA, 2625 nt
Organism: Pseudopodoces humilis (Tibetan ground-tit)
Lineage: Eukaryota; Metazoa; Chordata; Aves; Passeriformes; Paridae
Gene: RNF166
Product: ring finger protein 166
Biological process (GO): protein polyubiquitination; ubiquitin-dependent protein catabolic process
Molecular function (GO): ubiquitin protein ligase activity
Source: RefSeq, a predicted model, not a curated record